Messenger RNA from Sinocyclocheilus rhinocerous, 546 nucleotides. RefSeq names its product myeloid-associated differentiation marker-like protein 2. The record is from RefSeq and is a predicted model, not a curated record. Lineage: Eukaryota; Metazoa; Chordata; Actinopteri; Cypriniformes; Cyprinidae. The annotation marks the transcript as partial. The transcript has a single exon. Gene Ontology annotation, cellular component: membrane.
CGGAAGUGCAUCUGGGGCUGGAUGGUCACGAUCCUCUCGGCGGUGUGUUGCGCGCUUUACUGCGUGGAGACGUUCAGGGACAGAUGCGAUGCGACACGCUCUGCCACGUAUGUGGCUGCGCUUCCAGGCUUCAUUAAGGUUCUCGAGGCCUUCGUUGCCUGCAUCAUCCUCAUUUCCCUGAUCGGUUACGUGGGUAAACCAGCUCUGCUGUGGUGCAUCGUGGCCUACGCGGUUCCCUUGCCUCUAACCCUCCUGACCAUCAUCACCAACAUCUUGACCAAGUUAAAGAACUGUCUGCCCUUCAGCAUUGAUCGUUUCACAAUGAUUUUCCUGGUCAUAUCGGUUCUGCUUUACAUCUCUGCUGCCAUUCUCUGGCCCACCUACAGCUUCAGAGGAAACCCGCGGCCCAAAGACUGCCCGGGAAACAGCUGUAUAUGGAGCAUCCAGUUUGUUGUGACCAUCAUGACCUAUGUUAAUCUCAGCCUGUAUGUUGCUGACCUGGUCUUGACCUGCUUGGGUAUCUGUGGAUUCAAACGCUCUCAAUAG